UGCUGGGUCUCACCAUGUGAUGCCCCCUGCCAUGUUACAGUGCAGCAAGAAGACCCUCACCAGAUGCUGGCACCUUGCUCCUGAGCUUUCCAGACUUCAGAACUGACUCUCCACCGCAAGAUAGUAUGGCCCUGACCUCGAAUUUGAAGAAACAGUCACAACUGAAAGAGGUGGCAGGGAUCCCCCUGCAGAGUACCACUGUAGACAACUGGAGCCAGAUCCAGAACUUUGAGGAACCGGACGAUCUUCUCAUCUGUACUUACCCUAAAGCAGGGACAACGUGGAUUCAGAAAAUUGUGGACAUGAUUGAACAGGAUGCAGAUGUGGAGAAGUGCCAGCGAGCCAUCAUCCAACACCGCCACCCUUUCAUUGAGUGGGCUCGGCCUCCCCAGCCCUCCGGUGUGGAAAAAGCCAAUGUGAUGCCUGCUCCACGGAUACUAAGGACUCACCUUCCUACUCAGUUGUUGCCAUCAUCGUUCUGGGAAAACAACUGCAAGUUCCUUUAUGUAGCUUGAAAUGCCAAAGACUGUAUGGUUUCCUACUACCAUUUCCAAAGGAUGAAUCAAGUGCUACCUGACCCUGGAACCUGGGAAGAGUAUUUUGAAACCUUCAUUGAUGGAAAAGUGGGUUGGGGCUCCUGGUUUGACCAUGUGAAAGGAUGGUGGCAGAAGAAAGACACACAUCAGGUUCUCUUCCUCUUCUACGAGGACAUAAAGAAGGACCCAAAACAUGAGAUUCAGAAAGUGGCACAGUUCAUGGUAAAGAGCUUGGAUGAAACGGUGCUGGAUAAAAUUGUCCAAGAGACAUCAUUUGAGAAAAUGAAGGAGAAUCCCAUGACAAAUCGUUCUACAGUUCCCAAAUCCAUCCUGGACCAGUCCAUUUCCCCCUUCAUGAGAAAAGGAACUGUGGGGGAUUGGAAAAACCACUUCACUGUGGCCCAGAAUGAAAAGUUUGAUGAAAUAUAUAGGGAGAAGAUGAAAGGAGUCACUAUAAACUUCUGCAUGGAACUCUGAGGAGGUAGUAAAUAAAAAGUUGGAAGACAAGAACACAAACGCUGUCUUCAAUCCUCAGCCACAGCCAGAUGCAUCUCUGAAAGCACAUUGGAAAUGUUUAUGAUUGUGGUACAAACCAUCUCUGUAAUUAUGAACCAUAUGUCACAGCUUUGCAAAAAGGAUCAUGUCUAAUGCCUAUUUUCUCCUCUAUUUUUUCCAAACUAAGAAUAAGACAUCUUAAUAAACUAGGUAAAAAUAUAA
Molecule: messenger RNA, 1253 nt
Organism: Ictidomys tridecemlineatus (thirteen-lined ground squirrel)
Lineage: Eukaryota; Metazoa; Chordata; Mammalia; Rodentia; Sciuridae
Source: RefSeq, a predicted model, not a curated record